Molecule: messenger RNA, 461 nt
Organism: Rubroshorea leprosula
Lineage: Eukaryota; Viridiplantae; Streptophyta; Magnoliopsida; Malvales; Dipterocarpaceae
Source: the annotation of a GenBank genome assembly
ACGAAUCAGAGUGGGGGAAUCGGCUUGAUUAUCUCCAGAGCAUUUUUUGCCCAAUUACAAGGGAGAAAGAUGUGAUGACACAAAUGGAAGAGAUUAGUAGAAUUCCCUCAAGAGAUCAAACAAGAAUGGUUAUUUAAUGGCUCGGCUCUUGGACGGUACUAUGAAUCUAGGAACCAGCGUACCAGAUGCAAAGACAUCGCACUGUGCAUAUACUCAGAUUUUAAAUGAACGGGCAGAGGCAGUGCUGAGAUUUAAGCCUCCGAAUUCUGCCGCAAGUUUGUUCUGAAAAGCUAUAUUGUGUCUUAGGAAUUUAUGUGAUACAGAAUUACUAAUCUCUAUCUUAGACAAAUUUCUAUUAGAUGUUUCUUAACAAUGAUUCACAAGAUUGGCUUUAUAUUACUCUUCUUAUUGUUGCUUUCUUCUUGAUGGUCACAUUUCAUGCUCCAUAGUUCAUACCUAAA